Molecule: messenger RNA, 4827 nt
Organism: Astyanax mexicanus (Mexican tetra)
Lineage: Eukaryota; Metazoa; Chordata; Actinopteri; Characiformes; Acestrorhamphidae
Gene: esama
Product: endothelial cell adhesion molecule a
Exons: 7
Coding region: 440-1720 (426 amino acids)
Biological process (GO): homophilic cell-cell adhesion
Cellular component (GO): plasma membrane; adherens junction
Molecular function (GO): cell-cell adhesion mediator activity
Source: RefSeq, a predicted model, not a curated record
GACCAGUGUCCAAGAUCACCUGUAGGAGAGGAGGUGACGUGUCCGCGGCUGCACGGGGCGUUUCUAAAGCAGGUGUAUCAGUCCGCUGAGCUUAACUGUACAGAGGGGGGGGUUACAGCAGCCGAGAGAGCUCAGCCUUAACUUUAACUGUAACCGGGAGCUUUCGGGGUCGAAGUGCAGCAGAAACUACGCUCUCUGAUAUCGCUCUCUCUGAUAACGCUCUCUGAUAUCGCUCACUUUGUUCUGGCACUUGGGGAAGUUUCCCUCUCCGUCGGUCGUGUUUUAGGGGCCGUUUCCCGCGCUGAGGGUCUUCUGUGUUCCUGAAGAGGGUCGUGUUGUUUGAGGAGCAGCAGCAGCAGAUAACGGGAGUGUUUGAGGACUCGCUGAGGGAGAAGCGCUGUGUGUCUGAGCGGGGAGAGAGAGUUCAUACUGCUGAGGAAUGGAGCUCCGGACCCGGGGGAAACUUGGCACCCUGCUGCCAGCUUUCACAUUACUGUGCCUGCUCUCAGGUGUCUUUACCGAUCUUCAGCUGCCCCAGAAGAGCAUGGAGGUGAUCCAGGGACAGACGGUUGUCCUCCAGGCCACGUAUUCAGGAGCGGACAUCGCCCAGGGCACUGUCAUUUGGAACAAUGCAGACAAAUCUGAAACGAUCAUUUCCUAUAUAAAUGGUGAUGUAGCUGUUGGUCCAGUCUAUAAAGGCAGAGCGGGUUUUGACAAUGAAAUGCCCAACAACAACCUGGCAAUCUACAUUAAUAACACUGUGGAGUCGGAUUCGGGGCGUUAUACGUGCCAGGUUAUCCUGCCCACAAUCCCUGGACCCCCCAAGUCACUGACGCUUGAUGUAAAGGUCCCACCUGCCAUACCUGAGUGUUCACUGCAGGGGAAGCCAGUUCUCAAAGCUAAUGUCACUCUCUACUGCCACUCCAGCUCUGGGAAACCUGUACCCAAAUACAAGUGGGUUAAAACCAGCCCAACCACAGAAGUCUUCUUCUCCCCUAUGCUCAAUGAGACUGGGGGCACUCUGAAGCUCAACAACCUGAGCAGCAACAUGUCCGGGAAGUAUGAGUGCACCUCCUCCAACUCUGCCGGAGAGGGCAAGUGCUACAUCAACCUAGAGGUCAUCACCUCAACGAAUGCUGGGGUGAUUGCUGGUGCCACAGUGGGUGCAGUGGUGGGCUUUGUCCUCAUCGUCCUCUUCAUCAUUUUCUUGUGGACAAGAAGGCGAGACACAGAGGAAGAUCUGGCCAACGACAUCAAAGAAGACGCUCAGGCUCCCAAGCGCGUCUCCUGGGCCAAGAGUGGCACAGGCUCGGACAUCGUCUCUAAAAAUGGCACUCUGUCAUCCAUCAACUCCAGCCCUCACCUCCGAGACACCCACAACCAUUACCAGCACCACUACUCCCACUCCCACUCCCACCCCACCUCCGACACGGCCUCCAUCAUCACCGGCAGCACAGCAGGCUUCCGCCCCCGUCCAGUGGCCUCCACUGCCACCCCUGAGCACACUCUGCCCGGCUACAACACCAACCCCACCCUGCCCCUGCAGCAUCCAGCACCCCCCAGCUCCAACGGGGGCUCCCUGCCCAGGACUGAAGCAGCCCAGCCGCAGAUGCCCCGCCCGCCUCCCCUCCCGACCGGAGUCAGCAUCGCCAACAUCUCCCGCAUGGGGGGCGUGCCCAUCAUGGUGCCAGCGCAGAACCAAGCUGGCUCUCUGGUGUAGUUCUAGCUCUAGCCAAUCUGGUUUAACAGCACUACAGUGCCCCCUUCUGGACCCCACAGUGGAAAAAAGAAAAGAUGGAAAAAGAGACAGUAACUGAAUCGUGUCCAGUUUGACCCAACAGGUGGAUUCAACACAGUGGGGAGCUGGCUUUUAACUGCCUCUGCCCAAGAAUGUGCAGUAUGAUGUAACUUUCUUUACUGUAAUGAUGUUUUUUAUGUUUUUAUACUAUAUAUUAAGAAUUUAUGCAUACAUUCAUCCAAAAAAAAAAAAACUAACAUGUAACAUGUAAUCUUAAUUCUGUUAUUUAAUACAUUUACUAUAUACACUCGUUGUCAAAGAAAUAGUUGCAAAAAUAGCUGCAUCCAGAAGGAAGUGUCAAAAAAUGUUCUGAUAUAGGCAUUACUGAAUGUGUAACACAACCUACCAGACAGCUCUUGAGAAGGCAGCAGUAUGUGGACGAGCAUUGUCCUGUUCGAAUAGUGCACCAGAGUAUUAGUAGUGUUCAGAGAAUUUGGUGCCACUGGUUGCAGGACCUCUAUAACAUAAUGUUUGGCUGUCACUGUGCCUAAAAUGAAGACCAAAGGUUAUCUGGCAUCAUACGAAACAUCACCGCACACCAUGAUGACAUCAAGCCUUCUAAACAUGUUGAUUUUGGCACUAGCACUAACCACAGUGUCACCACAACGUGUCAUUUACUGGUUGUCAGGCUGUCAAACAGUAAUCACACUCGGAUGCGGACUAAAACAACCAUACCUUGUAGUAAAAAUGUGAUCCUGUCUUGAUCCAACCCAACUAUCAAUAAUACUCCUUCAAUUGAGCUAAACAGCUUUUCAGGUGCAGUUUAACCUGAUUAAUUACCCAGAUAAUUACUACAGCUAUGAACAAAUGCUUUUCUCUGCUGCUGCUCCAUGCUAAGCUGCUUUCACACGGAACGCUGUAUGUGCAGCGCUCACUGCGUAUGCGCACGCUGCUCGUUUACCACCACGUUUACUGCGCAGACAUCUGCGUUAGUGUUAAAGCAGCUUUACAUUGCACAUAUGCUACACAUGCUAAUCUGGAACACGGAACCUUCUUGCUGUAUUCACUUACCAGAAAGCUCUGACUAAUCAGAGUAGACACCAAGCUCACAUGGUUUGUUGGGGUGCAUUUUGUGCAUUUAUGUUUUUGCCUAUCCGGGUUAGAGAGAUGAACGACAGGUGUUUAAAAAAAAUGCCCUGAAGUGUCAUUCCAUUACAGUCUCGCACAGUUACUCAUCAACUUUCAUUCCUGUUGGUUCAUUCCUUCUGGGUGCAACUAUUUGUUGUUGUUGACGAGUGUAAUUAUGGUUUUUUUUUAUUAUUUAAUGAGUACUCCACAAAAGAUCCAAGAAAGUCUGAUAUUGCUGUUACUGAAUUUUGUUAUAGAUAAUACAUUUUUCACCUUUAGUUUAGAAUGAGUGUAUUAGAAUCAUUCUAUGAAAUGGGUGCCAUUUCCACACUUUUCUUUAAUCCGCAACAUAAUUGUCUUUUUUUUUUAUUCAGAAAUGAGUGCCAUAUUUGUAGUGAAAAUAUGAUGGCAGUUCUUUUUACAUGGGUAGAUUGCAAUUAACCGUUACUUUUAUAUUUUAUAAUAUUGACUAACAUAUGCACAAAAUAAUACUACGCAAAUGUGAACGUUGAUCAUUUUCUAAGUACUGGAAAAAUAGUAAACGUAUGUAUGUUAUUCUUUCUGAGUAAAGAAUAUGUCAUGUUAAAAAAAACUUAAACUUAAAAACAGUUUGUAUCACAUUUGUGGUUACUACAUUUCAUGAAACAUUGGGGACACAAAUAGCCACCAUUGCAUAGAAUGAUUCUUCUACUUGUUUUUUGUCGUCAUCACUGCAAACGCUGUGCUUUAAUAAUUUGUUGAAUUGAGCAUGAGGCCUCAUAUGCACAUUAUUUACUUUUUUACUUUUAUCUUAUGUUUUUAUAUUCAAAUUACAUCACUUGUGUGUAUAUAUAUAAGUAGUAGUCUUUUCAUUGCCUCAACAUAUAUUUGCCUUUAAAUGUUCUUUGGCCAAAGUACAUAGAAAAAAAAUACAUAUUAGUUUUUAGAAAUGUAGCUUUUGUCUUUAAAGUCUUUUUCUACAGAAUGUUUAGAAUGUAAAAAUUCAGCACAUCUGAGUAGUAAAGCAGAGAUAUAGAUCCCUAUUUUCAUUAGAAAACAACAGAUGAUAGUAUUGAUGUAAAGUAUGAUAUUAUUAUGGAUGAUGAAUUAUUAUAAUCUCUACUGUACCUGAAACUGUAAAUAAGAUAUUUAUUCUUAUUUCAUCUCAAUAGAUGUCUCUUCCCCUGCUUACAGUAUGAUUUAUUAGUUCAUGACUUACUUUUAUGUUACUUUUAUUUAAUGAUGAUGAAUUGGAUAUCAAACCAAAGAUUUGCUGUAUGGAUAUAUAUAUAUAUAUAUAUAUAUAUAUAUAUAUAUAUAUAUAUAUAUAUAUAUAUAUAUAAUAUUACUUAAUAAAUGGUGUAUUGUGUAGAUUGUGUCCAUUUACUUAUAACUACAUAUUUGGACCAGAAAAAUAGAACAGAAUGUGAUUACAGUGUGUUAUUAAGUAACAGUACAAGAAUACUGUAAGAUUCUCAUUAAUUAUAUUUGCCCAUUUGCAAUGUGCUUAUUUGAUGCCAGAAAACACUUUUUUUAUGAAAUUUUUCUUUACAAAAUGCUGAAUUACUCGUUACGUCUAUUUUUAAGUGUACUAAUUUGUUUUUUUUUUACUAUGUGAUAUUUAAUUGCAUGAAUUUGUUCCCACCUUGUUCUUUUUAUUAUUGAUAUUUUUUUGUUCUUUUUUCUGUGAGUUAUUAAGUUAAACUCAGAAGUUCGCUCCAGCAGGAUACACACUGUCUGUUUUAAAAUUUUGAAGUGAAUGUUGGACGAGCGCUUAUACGAGUACAUUCAUUACUGUAUAUGGCCAGCCGUACUGUGUGUUUCAGGCAGAACUCCCAAACAACAGAGCGUGUAUUGGCUUUUAUUAAAAGUGUUGUGGAGGAUCUCAGACUAUUAUGUAUAUGGGACAUUUGCUGUACAUGAAAACAGAAAAAAACACUUUGUAUGAAUAUUUGUAAUUAAAUGAGAGCUGGUGAGAAAAA